UGACAGAGGUGAGGCUUGAGCCAGACGGGGGAAAGCGGGAGGAUCAGCUAUGUGUCCAUAAGGCAAGUGAGCGCCACAGCGAGCACAGGUUUACCAGCUUCUUCCUUCAACGACUGUCAGCCUUCAUUGUCUGCUGCUUGCGACAGGGUGAAGGUGAGUGUUUUGGCGGUUUCUCUGCUCAUCGUGCGGGUUUUCAUCGAUAUUGUCAGAAGAUGACAAAACGUCGCCAGUGGACGUCGCAUGGCGUCCUGCUACUCACUACAGUUUGUUUUUUGGUGAUGCUCUUGGAUUCCACAAAAGCACAGAGAGUGAGAUUGGAAAAAGGGAAUACACUUGAUGACAGUACAGACGGUAUGGUACACUUUAACUACAAGAAAGACCGGUUUAGUCCAGUUUGUGCCACUGGUUUCGACCAAUCCGCUGCAAAUGUGGUGUGCAGAGACCUGGGUUACAACAGUGCCUCCAUCGUCUGCUGCAACGUGUAUGGCACGAAUUACCAUAAGAUCUUUGUGACUGAUGUCACGUGCACUGGGAACGAGAGUACCUUCAGUAACUGCUCCUACAAUAUCGACGGCGACUGCGACAUGGACAACUACGCGGCUGUCGCUUGCUACAACAAACAGGAUGAAAACAGUAAGUCCCGCAACUUGUGCAUGUUACUGGUGACCCUGCGGAUAAAUUACAUGACAAUAACACAAUUACAGAUGUUUAUUAGUUAAUAAAAAGUCAGUCAUCGAUGGAAAAUAUUAUUAACGAGGUCGUGGAAGUGCUGUAAACAUAUUACACAAUGAUAGUCUGCCGCUUCCUUCCCAAGGAGGAAGUCUAGCGUCAGAUCGUGCUGAGGGAGGGAACAUAGGGCUUAGGGUAAGAUAAGGGUCGUCUGAGGAGGUCAAAGUGUCUGGUCACUGUAUUUUGGGGUUAGCUGGACCUAGAGUCAUGUCCAGUUGUAACACCCUACCCUCCUCCUAAUCACUAACAC
This is a messenger RNA of Pomacea canaliculata, 979 nucleotides long. Its product is annotated as galectin-3-binding protein-like. The record is from RefSeq and is a predicted model, not a curated record. The transcript has 4 exons. Lineage: Eukaryota; Metazoa; Mollusca; Gastropoda; Architaenioglossa; Ampullariidae. The coding region runs from base 213 to 719 and encodes 168 amino acids. Gene Ontology annotation, cellular component: membrane.